AUGGGUAUCGAUUUAUUGGCGGCACUCUUGUUUCCUAUAUGGUAUCGUAGAUGCUCCACAACGCCAUAUCUUGCGAUUAUGAUUGCUCUUGGAACCUUGUACGCUCUUUCCAUUGCAGUGUGGGGUUUCGUAGCCCGAAAUAACGACGUCAUAGCUUUCUGUAACCCACCACUAGGACUUGCACCUACCGUAAGCAUGAUCUGGUCAUCAUCAAAUGUCGUUAUUAACUCUGUAGUUGUUUUCGUUUAUGUGACUAUUAUCAUACUCGUGAGAUUGAAAGCGAAGUCCUCGACAUGUCAAGAGUCGCGCAGAGUGAUUAAACGUCUCAAAGUCACAGCCAUCGUCUUUGUCUUUUCUUGGUACAUGGCAAUCCUCGGUGUGAAUCUUGGUUAUGCCAUAGGAUUAAGAGAUGAUGCUUUGGCCAUUUUUCAAUCGAACAUGGUCUUUUUCGCAUUGCUUUGCUAUAGUCAAACGUUCUACGUAUGUUUAUGGCGUUCUUUGGAAUAUCGCUCGGCUUUCUUUGAACAGAUGUAUAUUAUGGUUGGCCGUACUUAUCAACGUAAAAAUGGUCCUAACACCUCAUCAACAACAAGAAUCGUCGUUCAACCGAUAACGAUGACGGCAAAAUCGUAA
This is a messenger RNA of Haemonchus placei, 633 nucleotides long. The record is from the annotation of a GenBank genome assembly. NCBI's taxonomy places the organism in Eukaryota, Metazoa, Nematoda, Chromadorea, Rhabditida, Trichostrongylidae.